CCUGGGGAAAGUUUGAAGGCGCCAUGCUGUCACAGAGGGUUUGACUGGACGGUGGAGGAGGAGGCGCAGAGAGACAGAGAGCAAGAGGACGUCGGGAGAGCAUGCAGUAGCAGCACGUCGCGCUAGAGCCAACGAGAGAGGAGCAGACGAGUGAAGUGAGUUCGCGGGAGAGAAGCAAAGUAGAAGCAGUCCCCGACAGGAGAAGACGCAGUGGGGAGUUGGAGGAGAAGGGGAGGAUACCCUGGAAGUUAGCGGGGAGGAGACUGAAGGGUGAAGGAGGAUGAUGAGAUUACAUCUUUCCAUCGUAUGCGUGCUGUGCGCACUUGGAAUUGGCAGAGCUGCUGCGAACCACCUGCCACUCCUUUCUACCCCUGGCGCCCUGAGGAUGCCCAAGGGAUGCAUACGGCUCAGUGGAGGAGGUGCAGCACACUUUGGGAUAUCGGAGGAUGAGAAAGCCAGCCUGUCGCAGCUGAGGGAGAAGCUCGGGGGCACGCUGAAGCAAGCGUGCAAGAGCAACCCUGACUUCCACCAUGACGACCGAUUGAUUCGGUUACUGCGCACUAACCAGGGCGACGUCGAUAAGACCGUAGCAUUCUUCAAGAGCAUGCUCCGAUGGAGGAGUGAGCUGGACAGUGAUGCUAUCAGAGCUCAGGUCGCCAAACACUGGACUGAACGCUUCUGGGACCUCAAGUGCCUUCCGAAGAAAGAAGUGAUGAGGAGGUACUAUCACUUCGAGCCCAACCACGCGGUCAAUCCUGACGGCGACCUGGUGUCGGUGGAAUGCACUGGGAAGAUUCAGAUAAGAAGUUUCAUGAAGGAGAUCUCAGAGCAAGACAUCAUGCGAUUCUGGUGCUACCUGAUGGAGUGGAAUAUGAUAAAGUUGGCUCAGUUGUCCAGGGCUCACGGCAGGGUUGCACGGAUGGUACAGAUCAAAGACAUGGAAGGGCUCAAA
This is a messenger RNA of Guillardia theta CCMP2712, 952 nucleotides long. RefSeq lists its product as hypothetical. The annotation marks the transcript as partial. The record is from RefSeq and is a predicted model, not a curated record. The transcript has 2 exons. Lineage: Eukaryota; Cryptophyceae; Pyrenomonadales; Geminigeraceae.